AUGGAACCGCUGCAAUGGCUGCGCGCUUGCGCCCCGCUUUUCCUCCUUUUGAUUUUCAUCAAGUACACCGUCGGGUGCAUACUCACAUACAUCCGCAACUCCUCCAACUCAGAUCUCUACUCCAUCCCAUUUCCGCCGCUGCCGUUCUGGAAGCGAUACACGGUCGGCCAUAACCUUUUGUACCAUAUUCUAAGAGCAGAUGCGUUUGACACGGCAUCCUUGAUAAAUUCCUGGCGGAAAGCUCACGGUCCUGUCUUUCAGGUAUUUUCCCUUUUCGGAGAACGUAGCCUGUUCGUCACAUCUGAGUCAGCCAUUCGAAUGGUUCAUGUUUCGAAACAAGCCAGCUUUAAAAAGGCUGCGUCCACAAGGAGAUCUAUUGCUUCCCUGGUCGGCGAAAAUGGACUUCUGCUGGCAGAGGGCGAAAAACACUCUCGGCUGCGACGAGCUGUCGCUCCGUCAAUGCAUCAUAACGCGCUUAGUACUGUCGGGAAUAUUUUUCUCGACCAGGGCCAUUUGCUGGUGGAACGACUAAGCACCAUGGGGAACUCUGGAGGAGAUGUAUUGCGCGAGGUGAGAGUUGCGACUUUUGUUGCCAUUUUCGAGACUUGUCUCGGAAAGAAUGCAACGACACCAGACGUUGUUGCUCGAUUGCAAGAAGCAUACUACAUCGUCUUCCCAGAGCCACCGCUGAAGAUGCUUGCUAAUAGAAUCCGUCAUAAGUUCCUCUGGUUCAUAGACCAAAAGCAUUUUAGCUACAGGAAGGAUUUAAAAGAUUACAUCAGAACUACGAUCCGCGACAUCUGCGCCAAGCGUACUCGCGAAAUCGAGUCGGGCCCUGAUGAAGCCGGGACUCCAUUGGUUGCCUUAAUGGUAGAUGAAGACACGAAGAAGAACAUCCCACAUGAGGCAAUGGUGGAGACAGUUCUGAGUUUCUUGGUUGCAGGACAGGUGACGACGAGCAUGUCCGUUUGUUGGACGCUGUACGAGUUGGCUCGCGAUUCGGUUUGGCAGGGCCGCCUUUGUGAGGAGCUGAAGGCCUGGUCUGCGGAUGAUGGUAUGGAGGCGCUGGAUCAGUUGCCGCUUCUUGAUCGCAUUGUGAAGGAAUCGCUUCGCAUGUACCCACCCGUCUUCUUUAACACACGCGAAACGACAAAGUCUGUCGACCUAGACGGGUUCACAGUCCCGAAAGACACCCUUGUCCGAACACCAAUCUUGGCAAUACAAAGAAACGAGGAAAUAUGGGGUUCAGACGCGGCACAUUUCAACCCGGAUCGAUUUUUACGUGAUUAUGUGGUGGCGCAAUCAAAAAUGUACUGGUGUCUGUUUGUCUUCGGCUCUCGUGGAUGUAUCGGUCAGCGCUUUGCCAUGUUGGAGAUGAAGGCAUUUGUGGUUCAGGUUUUGUUGCGGCAAAGGGUGAGUGUGAAACCGCUAAAAGAUGCAGUACCCACCUGCGUAGGGCCAUUUGCAACGCCAAACGGUUUGAAGCUCUACUUUGAAAAUAGGUGA
Chondrus crispus (carragheen) is the source of this 1506-nucleotide messenger RNA. RefSeq names its product cytochrome P450 family 805B-CYP805B1. Gene Ontology annotation, molecular function: iron ion binding; heme binding; oxidoreductase activity, acting on paired donors, with incorporation or reduction of molecular oxygen. Lineage: Eukaryota; Rhodophyta; Florideophyceae; Gigartinales; Gigartinaceae. The transcript has a single exon. The coding region runs from base 1 to 1506 and encodes 501 amino acids. The record is from RefSeq and is a predicted model, not a curated record.